Messenger RNA from Rhodotorula graminis WP1, 453 nucleotides. RefSeq lists its product as uncharacterized. The record is from RefSeq and is a predicted model, not a curated record. The transcript is spliced from 3 exons. Gene Ontology annotation, molecular function: large ribosomal subunit rRNA binding; structural constituent of ribosome. NCBI's taxonomy places the organism in Eukaryota, Fungi, Basidiomycota, Microbotryomycetes, Sporidiobolales, Sporidiobolaceae. The coding region runs from base 1 to 453 and encodes 150 amino acids. Gene Ontology annotation, cellular component: mitochondrial large ribosomal subunit; ribosome. Gene Ontology annotation, biological process: translation.
AUGUCCAAGCCAGCACAAGCAGCAGCGCAGAUCGUCCGCCUCGUCGUCCCGGCCGGCAAGGCUACUGCGGCGCCUCCAGUCGGUCCUGCGCUCGGUGCGAGGGGUGUCAAGAGCAUCGACUUUGUCAAGGAGUUCAACGCACGAACAGCCAACCUGGUCGCAGGGACGCCCACGCCCGUCCUGAUCACGAUCCAGCCCGACCGCACGUUCACGUUCGUGACCAAGUCGCCGCCGACGAUGCACCUCGUCAAGACGGCGGCCGGCAUCGAGACGGGCUCGGGCGAGACGGGGCGGCCCAACGUGGCUCCGGCGGGCACGCUGAGCAUGAAGCACGUGUUCGAGAUUGCCAAGAUCAAGCAGCGCGACGAGCACUUGCGGCACAUCCCGCUCGAGUCGCUGGCGAAGAGUGUGCUGGGCAGUUGCAGGAGCGCGGGCGUGGCGGUCGUGCCCUGA